Panicum hallii is the source of this 1532-nucleotide messenger RNA. RefSeq names its product ubiquitin carboxyl-terminal hydrolase 2-like. The transcript has 6 exons. Gene Ontology annotation, molecular function: cysteine-type deubiquitinase activity. The record is from RefSeq and is a predicted model, not a curated record. Gene Ontology annotation, biological process: protein deubiquitination; ubiquitin-dependent protein catabolic process. The coding region runs from base 234 to 1220 and encodes 328 amino acids. Lineage: Eukaryota; Viridiplantae; Streptophyta; Magnoliopsida; Poales; Poaceae. Gene Ontology annotation, cellular component: cytoplasm.
GGCUCGGUGGAGCUCGGCUCAUUGACAGCCCACCUCCCCCCUCAGGCUCAUCUCUGUCCUGUUUCUUCCCCCCUUCUCUCUGGCUCUCUCCUCCCUUGCUCUUCCUUCCCUGGCGGCGACGACUAGGCGAGCGGCGGCGCCAUCCGUCACGUCUUCGCCCAGCCCUUUUUGCCGGCGACGGGCAUCCACCAGGGCCUUGCCUGCAACCAGGAGACUUCAGGGGUUUCGCAACGAUGUCCUGGUGCACGAUUGAGUCUGACCCUGGUGUUUUCACCGAGUUGAUUCAGCAAAUGCAAGUGAAAGGUGUGCAGGUGGAAGAGCUUUACUCUCUCGAUGUGGACUCUCUUAGUGAACUGCGGCCAGUAUACGGGCUAAUUUUUCUCUUCAAGUGGAUACCUGGGGAAAAGGAUGAACGGCCUGUUGUCAGAGAUCCUAAUCCAAACCUUUUCUUUGCUCACCAAGUCAUCAAUAAUGCAUGUGCUACUCAAGCUAUUCUCUCAGUUCUCAUGAAUCGCCCAGAAAUUGACAUAGGUCCAGAACUAUCUCAACUAAAGGAAUUCACAGGAGCUUUUACACCUGAUCUGAAGGGCUUAGCUAUCAGCAACAGUGAAUCUAUUCGGAUAGCUCAUAACAGUUUUGCAAGGCCAGAGCCAUUCAUUUCUGAUGAGCAGAGAGCAGCAACCAAGGAUGAUGAUGUGUACCAUUUCAUAAGUUAUUUACCUUUUGAAGGUGUCCUCUAUGAGCUGGAUGGGCUGAAGGAAGGGCCUGUGAACCUUGGGCAGUGUGAUGGUUCUGAUGACCUUGAUUGGCUACGGAUGGUGCAGCCAGUUAUUCAAGAAAGGAUCGAGCGCUAUUCACAGAGUGAGAUUAGGUUCAAUCUCAUGGCAAUCAUAAAGAAUAGGAAAGAGGUGUACAGCGCCGAGCUGGAGGAACUGGAGAAGAGAAGGGAACAAAUUUUGCAGGAGAUGAACAAUACUUCCGCCACAGAAUCCUUGAACAACUCGCUUACAGAGGUGAUAUCAGCAAUUGAAACCGUGAGUGAGAAGAUCAUCAUGGAAGAAGAGAAGUUCAAGAAGUGGAAGACGGAGAACAUCCGGAGGAAGCACAACUACAUCCCGUUCCUGUUCAACCUGUUGAAGGUGCUCGCAGAGAAGCAGCAGCUAAAACCUCUGGUCGAGAAGGCCAAGCAGCAAAAGUCGUCAAGCGCUAGCACUAGAUGAUGGUGAAAUGUCAUAGGCCGGUAGAUUGAUGUAUCAGGUGCCUAGGGUUGAUUGCACCUUCGUCUCUGUGAGCGCGUUAUCUGAUAGUUGGCAGCUUAGAGAAAUCAUUGCUAAGGUUAUAGACCAUCUUGCUGGCUGUGGUGUGUUGUCAACUGCGCCAGUUUUGGUGAGCACGCACGUGGAAGCGGUCAAAUUUUUUGUUUAUUUUGUCAGGUUAAUUGUUUUCUUCUGGAUUAUAAAAUGUGUUGAAGGCUGUCGACCGUUUCGGAUAAUAUUUUUUGAGAUGACAGCUUGCUAAUCUUUAGUAGACUA